GCCGAUCCCAAUGAACUGCCGUUGAAUGCUGCUGACCUGAGACGUGGUGAGCUGUUCCUCUGGCGAUAUACUCCGAAUUUGCAGCUUCUCGUUACAUUUGCGUGGCUCCGUAGCGAACAAACUGUGACCAUGGUAACACGUUCGCUUGACGUCUCGAUACGAACAUCUGGAUAGGCACCCAUGCUGAUGUUGAAACUUGUGCCGUGAGCCGCCAAAACGGUGCCGAAGCGAGAGGCUGGUCGCCUGUGCAAGCCGAACGAACAACGAGCAGCACAAGGGCCUCAGGCCUUUUGAAACUUGCCCCAUGUCGUAUCCUUGGCAAUGUUUGCUUUUCAUCGAUCAAGCGCUGUGGGGCAGUGGAGACCAAUCAAAUGGGGAGAGUCUGGACUGCAGUGCAUGCCGGGGUAGCUGCGAGCUCCUUGUUAUCGAGGUUGUGGAAGACGGCUUCCUACCGAUCAAUGCAAGUCCAAUUGAGCGAAGCGCAGCUCCUCCUGUGGUCCCGGAAGUGCGCCAUGUCAUAUCUAUGGGCGGUCAGUGAGUUCAAUGGCAAGGUUCAGGUGAGAUUCG
Molecule: messenger RNA, 567 nt
Organism: Macroventuria anomochaeta
Lineage: Eukaryota; Fungi; Ascomycota; Dothideomycetes; Pleosporales; Didymellaceae
Exons: 1
Coding region: 305-538 (77 amino acids)
Source: RefSeq, a predicted model, not a curated record